Molecule: messenger RNA, 750 nt
Organism: Durusdinium trenchii
Lineage: Eukaryota; Dinophyceae; Suessiales; Symbiodiniaceae
Source: the annotation of a GenBank genome assembly
UGUGUCCAAAAAAGCUUGGCCAGUGAUGCUCGACAAGGUCAACUUGCACAUGCAUCCUUUCAACUCCUCAAGGUUUUAGGUCUCCGGAAGAACAGUGACAAGCUGGAGUCUAAAAUAACCAUUGAUCCAGAUGCUGUCAGGCUGGUUGCAAGCAAGCUUUACACCACUCUUUGGCACUCUGGCUCUGACAUGGUUGAUGCUGGCAAGCUCACUGUCUUCAUUGAGCGCACCACGGAGUUCAUGAACAUUAUCUACGCUGAGAUUGUGGUAGAGCGGAGGGGUGAAGCCACAGCAAAGCUCAAGGAAUUGAGCUCCUUGCAAUGUCCCACCUAUGUUCCUGGGCAGAUGCAGGCCUUUCUGACCGCCAUGCUGAACGACAAGUUACAUAAAAAGCUGGCGGGUGCUGUUGACGCUCUUGAAGCAUGCCUGCGGAGGGUCAAAGCUGAUAGCGAUGACAUGGAUGUUGACAAGGUCAGCAUCUUGCAUGAGUUUGAACACGCUGAAUCCCAAGCGAGGCACGGCCUCACUUUGUGCUGUUUAACAACAGCGACAAGAAUUUUAUGCUCCAAGGCAGCGUCAAACGGCGCGGCCGCUUUGAAAGGAAGCAUUGACGCAGUUCUUGAUUUUGCAAAGACCGCAAAGCUGACACUGCCAGAAGACAUCAUUCAGCAGCUGUCAAGCGCUCAGCGGAAACUUGUGGCUUCUGCGAGUACAGUUUCAACGAAGAAGCCAUCCGCGACCAAUUCAUAG